Amoebophrya sp. A25 is the source of this 2328-nucleotide messenger RNA. The record is from the annotation of a GenBank genome assembly. NCBI's taxonomy places the organism in Eukaryota, Dinophyceae, Syndiniales, Amoebophryaceae.
GAGCUGGAAGCUGAUGCUGAGAGAAUAGAUCAAGAUUCUAGUUCUGAAGAAAUUUUUGAAAAAAGCCCUAGUCGUGGGUCAAUAAGCACUCCGGGAAUUUCAAACGAAGUUCUGGAUUCACAUCGUCCACUUGCGAUCGAGGUUCUGCGCACGAUACAAUCGAAAGACAGUGUUUAUUCGAUUCAGCCGCUGCCAGACCACAUGAUGCUCGGGUCUGAAGAAAAUGACGAAGAGGGUUCGCCUUAUGGCAAGAACAUUCCAGCACCACAAAGAAAUGAAAUCCUUCGCUUGGGACGGCAGUUUACUGGUCGACACCACUGGUCACAGCGCCUGGAGACGUGGCAACGAUUUAUGCACUUUACUGAUAGAAGAGGUGGCGCUGGAUUGAAUUCGAUGGUGAGGACGCCGGAAACACUUGAGGCCCAUGUCUUUGUGGAGCAGCAGUUCUAUUACACCGUAAUUUAUCCUCGAUACCUGACGUUUCAUGGCAUUGUCGCCUCUGCACUGCGUGCAAAACAAUCGCCUUACUGCCCGCGUGAGCACAUGGACAUACUACAAAGACUAACAAUGCUCGGCGUCGGUGCUCAUUCUAGGGGCAGAGCUAAUGUGCGUCAUGUUGGCGGUGCUUCUUCCACGAAACUGAACCUUAUCGAAGUAGGACCUCACUUCGGAGAUUGCAUGCUGUGGUCCACUGCGCUCUUUGGCGGUUGUUCGACGAAGAAGGUUCGGGUUCUUGGUCUGGACAUCGAUCAGAUGAUCGUAGACCGAAUUCGGCGUGCGAUUCGCUUAAACGGCUUCGAAAACUGCGCAACAGUUGAACUUGGUGCCGUAAUGGAUUCAGAUUAUCGGUCUUUCACUACUGCAUCAGCAGGAAGUGAAAGUCUUGAAGAUCACGAGGUCAAAGCAAGUAGUACGGAACCUCCACCUGUGGAUUCUACAACUUCUUCUCACAAAGAUCAACAUGAUGUGUACAAGAGGCACUUGCGUGGAUUUGUAAAGACGCUAGAUCAGAUCCUCGGAAUGUCGGGGGCACAAAAGAUGAUGCUAAAUACGGCUGAAAAUGGAGUAGACAUAGAACGACCACGACAAAGGAGUAGAAGCGUAUGGGAUCGCAGUCAACAUAUUAAAAACUUCUUCUUUCCGAUAACUUCAACGGCACAUACAAUUCCGGAAACAGAUGAAACCACCAAUGGCAGUGAACGAGAAGCUGACAGCACUGCGAUUACCGUGAUGAAAAUUCAUGUCGUGGGUCACGCUGAGCAUCGCAUUCUUUACGGUGCAAGAAGCUUACUGAGAAGCUGUAGCUAUGUCCUUUUGCAUGUGGACUACCCUGAAGUACUCUUAGGCGCUGCAGAAUUCCUUAGUGGUGGGGGGAGACAACCCACUGCACCUUCAGAUGAUCACGAAAAAGAGCGGGAAGGAAGUGGCUUCACAACAUCAGCGAAGAUAGACUCGAACUCCGACGUUCAGCAAGUAGUACGACAAGCAGCCGAAGGCGCCCCAGGCAAACAACAUCAAGUGCCUUGGCUGGGCUUUUCGUUUUUGGUUUUCCAAGUCCUUCUCAAAGGACUUAGCUUUUACGAGUUCAACGAGCUCCGUAGGCUCUACUGGACAAGCCUGGUGGAGACGAAGAGGCGGGAACAACAGGGGAACGUGGUGGAAAUGAUAUGGCUUUUGUGGACUAUUUUCCAUGAUGAUCUUGAUCAUGUAUUUUUCGGGCCCGAUUGACUAUGUCUAUGUAUAUUUUAUUAAUAAUCAAUCUUUCUAUCAAAUCAUCUGUUAAGGAUGCUUGUACAACAUUCACACCCAGUGUUUCUAAUACCAGACGCAAGAAUGCUGGCUUUUUUGCUGACAGAGCGACGUGCAGAGGCGCGAUAUCGUGCCAGCGCUACAGACCGGAGUCAGAUCUUCGUUGCAACUGCAGAGAGCAGCCCUUUAAGGCUACCGCUGAAGCAUCCUCAGCACCGUCCCGGGCUCUUUUUCUAUUUGAAAAAGAAGCCACGGAUGCUCACAAGGAUGCGAACGCGGUAAGUCUAAGUCGUGAAGCAGCAGAAGCCUUUUUUGGUCAAAGGGCUACGCGGUUAGAGCUAGCGCCAGAAGAGCAACGUUUUCUUGCUGGCAUAGAAUUCACGAAAUUCACGGAGUUCUAUUUCAACUUGCAUCCAAAAUUCAUACCCAGGCGGCUCUUGAGCUACUUCUUUAACAAUUUGCAAGCACGACAAUUCUUGGCGGUUGCGCGGAUUGAAGAUGCAUUGGUGUAAUUCUGAGAUAAUGCUGAUAUAUAAAAAAGAAAGGUGGAGCUGGACUGCUGGAGGAGACAGAAAUGAU